This is a messenger RNA of Schistosoma mattheei, 5760 nucleotides long. NCBI's taxonomy places the organism in Eukaryota, Metazoa, Platyhelminthes, Trematoda, Strigeidida, Schistosomatidae. The record is from the annotation of a GenBank genome assembly.
AUGUCGUAUCUUAAGGAUUUUCCUGUACGUCUUGAAUCGUGGCUAGAUGUUUGGGAUGUUGACUCAAUUGAGAACUGUUACUCUGAAUGGAAGUACUUUGCUUACAAUCUUCCUAGUCCCGUUUGGGUGAAAAAAUUUUGCAUCAUCCUUGAGAACGAACAAAGAUUUUAUAUUUUCAACUCAAAACAUGAUUCUUCUUCUUUAUUGUCUCCACCUCAUAUUGGAAUAUCCACCAUCAACGAUACAGCUUAUCAUGCUUUGCAGAAUAUCGCAUAUAAAGCUUUAUCAGAUGACAUUGACAAUAAUAACAUAUAUCAUGACACUAUCAACAGUAAUACUGAUAAUGACGACGACAUAAAGAAAUGUAUCAUAAAGAAGUAUCAUAGAAAUAAUUCACUUCAACGAUGUUUAAUGAAUAAUUCUUUUGAAGAUGUGAAUAAUACAUUACAAUAUCAUCCACUAUACGUUAAUACCACUAAUAAUAAUAAUAAUAAUGAAUUAAUAAAUUCUGAUAAUAAAACGUUAUUGAAAAUUCACAAAUUUCUGCUUCGUAUGAAAAAUCAUUUCUCUCGUCAAACCGAACACACACAAACUCACGUCGAUCCCUCAAUGCUCUCUUCAAACCGAAGAACUUUUAAUGGUUUUAUCAGAGAAGAUCCAAUAAACGGUAAUUUUAUGGAUUCAUAUACUGAAAUACCGAAGGUACAAACAUUCUCAUCAUCUCCAUCAAUUUCAGUUAAAUGUAUUCAUUUAUUAAAUGGGAAAAAUAUGUCAAGUGACAAUAUUAAUCAAAAUGAUAUGAAUCAUCUAAGAAGUAUACGCAGAAGACAGCGUAAAAUUAAGAGACGACAAAGUCUAAAAUCAUUUAUUCACUAUUCACCUCAAAAUCUUAACAGAAAUAACAAUUAUAUAUCGAAUCAUUUUGAUACAUUUAAACGAAGUUUAAGUUAUCAACAAAUUAAAUCAAAUAAUAAUAAUAAUAAUCCUAAAUCAACAUUCAUUUCAACUAAUUCAUUAUUGUCAUCUUCAUCAUCAGUGAAUUCAAAUGGAAAUGGUGAACAUUCUAAGAACAAAUUUAAACAAAAUUCAAUAUUCAUGAUGGAAUCACAAUUUCAACAAGUAUCUCAUAUUUCAUCAGAUAAUAUUUAUUUACUGUUUAGUAAUGAUAAUAAAAAUCCUAAUAAUACAUCCAUACAAACGGAAGAUAAUAAAACCUAUUACAAUCCCAAUAGGGAUAUUUCACUUCAGAACUGUUUAAUUACAAGAAAUUCUCUGUUUCCGAGUACUUCAUCAUUACAAUAUACUGACUUUAAGUAUAAUAACAGUAAAUGUGAUCUUAGUUCAACACUUGUAUAUUCUCUUGCUCAACCUGGUAAAAUCAAUGUUAGCACAAUACAUCAAAGUUUAACUGGUGGUCGUCCAUUUUGUUUUGUUUUUACUGGCCCACUUGUACAAAUGCCUUCUAUAGAAAAAAAUGUAUACUUAGAAGAUAAAACUUUAUUCACUCAUAUAUUUGCUACAGAGAGUUGGGAAUCACGUGCUAGAUGGAUAAAAAGUCUUCGAAGGACAGCAAAACCGAAUUUGGAGAAUGAAUAUCAUCUGGAAAAUUCCUUAAAAUUAUCAAUUUUAGAAGCAAGAAAUAUCUCACCAAAGCACCGUUACUACUGUGAUAUUUGUUUGGAUCGAACUUUGUAUGCGCGUACUACCAGUAAGACAGCUGUUUCAGGCAUAUUUUGGGCGGAAGAUUUUGAUUUAAAUAAUCUUCCAAAUGUUUCUGUAAUGACAAUCAGUUUAUAUCGAGAAGGUGGGUCAACCAGUAGAGAUUCAAGACGGAUUGGGGCGUCGAGAUUAAGCUUGAAAAAGAACAGAAAAACUCAAAAUCAAUUAAUUGGUUACAUCACAAUACCCGUUACCGAAAUAUCUAGUCGUACUGACAUUCAGACAUGGUUAACUUUACAACCUCCCAUCGAAAAUUCUUCAAGUCAAGACAAUUUACUCAGAAGUUUCGAUAUAACUUACACAGAUUCUCAACAAUUUGAUAAAUUAAAUUCCGCAAAACUAAAUAAGCUCAAUUCUUCAUCAUUAAACCUAUUACAUAAUCAUUCUUAUAAUAAUGGAAUAACAGAUCAGACAAAUUUUCCACAAUUACGUAUUCGUGCACGCUAUCAAUCACUUGGUGUAUUACCAUUGUGCAAUUAUUGGCCUUUAAGAACGCUUGUACUAAAUAAUAGUUUAUUGUUAACGAAUUGGUUAGAAUCGUUAUUAAUAUCUGUUAAACUCAAAGAAGAAUUAGCGAAUUCACUGGUUUAUUUACAUGAAAAUAAUAACACGCUGAUUGAGUUUUUGACCAGUUUAGUUGUUCGAGAAGUUUCUGACUUAGAAAAUGAAUCAAUGGCAUUUCGAUCAAAUACAAUGGCAACGAAAGCUGUAGAAUGUUAUGUAAAAUUUGUCGGUUCAUCUUAUCUUCAUCAUUUAUUUCACUUGUUAAUACAAAGUGUACUAACUUGUUUUACACCUUGGGAAGUUGAUCCAGAAAAACUGUCUUCAACUCAAUGUACUGGUGGUUCACUGAAUGCAACUGAUACUGCUGCAUAUGCUUUAUCACCCGGAAAUAUGUUAAAAAACCAUCGAUCAAUAAUAACUGGCACUUUAAUUGGCAAUCAGAUAAUGCUGUUAAGAUAUUUUGAUGUUGUUUGGCGAGCUAUUCAAUCCAGUUUGAAUUAUUUCCCAAGUGUACUCAUUCGCUUGUUCAGUUCAUUUCGUGAAGCAUUAGAAACAAUUCGUGGAUCAGAAUUUUGUGAUAAUUUAAUAUCUGGUUGUAUAUUUUUACGACUGAUCUGUCCAGCUUUACUUUCACCUUCCUUGUUUGGUUUAAUCAGUGCAUUUCCUAGUGAACCAGCAUGUCAACGUAACCUCACACUGCUAGCUAAAUCAUUGCAAUCAUUAGCUAAUUUUAGUACAUUCGAUGAUAAAGAACCUUAUAUGAGAUUUUUAAACGGUUAUGUUUCUUAUCAGUUGUCAUUGAUGCGAAUGUUUAUUCGAUCAAUAUCACCAUCUUCACUGAACUCACAUAACAAUGAUAUGAUUCAUAAUGUUGUUACCGGUUCUGUAACAGUUGACAAUGAAAUGUUAUUAUCAUCGCCAACAAACAGUUCACAUCAGACAAAAAGAUCAACCUUAGUAAAAACACAAAAUAAUGUCAAAGAUACAAUUGAUGAGAAUUGUGAAUUGGCCAAUCUUCAUCUUAUAUUAUCAGAUGUGAUGUUUUCUGAUUCAACAAUAUCUGCUACAAGUAAUGAUGAUACUUUACUAACGGGGACUGUUAAUACCACUACUACUAGUGCUAUUACAAAUACUGUACUGUUUGGUAAUAACAAUAAUCUGAUAACAGUCAAUCCUACUUGUGAUACAAAUUUUUCAUCAAAUUCUACAACAAUGCUUGGAAAGAGUGCUACUACUUUCCUUAAAACUCUCAAUUCUACUGUUACGGCCAAUGAUAUUUCACGUGCAUUACAAUGCAGUUCAUUAACAAGGUGUUUAAAUUAUGAUAAAAGUGUAUAUUCUGUAAAUAAUAAUGAUACUAAUCAUAACAGUAACCAUUAUAAUAGUAAUAAUACAAAUAAUCUUUUAAUUUCCACUUCUACUAAUCGAUGUCAACAGUCCAACUUUUUAAUCUCUUCAUCAAAUAAUAUAAAAAAUAAUGUGGACAUUACUGAUGUUCAUAACAGUGAACAAUCAAUCAAUUCAAUUUAUGCUCAUCAUACAAAUUCACAAAUGACUACACCAUAUUAUACAUUACAUUAUAAUCCAGGUUUUCAUAAUCCAUUAUUAAUGGAUAAUCAUAAGAAUUCAAAUGGAUUAUUAAUACCACAGUUGAAACAGUCAACAUCAUUAACUGGUCUACCAUCAGAUAUAUCGAGACCAAAUCCAAAUGAUUAUGAUGAACCAUAUAUAAGUAAUGAUGAAAGUGAUCAUGGAAUAAAUGAUACUGUUAAUAUUAAUCGUUUAGAUGAUGAAAUAAUAAACAAGAAUAAAACGAAAGAUAAAAAUAAUGACUAUUCUUUUCAACAUCAAUCGUCAUUAUCAGUUACUAAAAUUAUGGAACUGGAAAAGUGUAACUAUUCAGAGAAUCAAAAGAAAUAUGAACAGAAAUCAAUCAGUUUAGACAAAUUAAAUGAUUUAAAUAAUGAACAUAUCUAUGAUACUGUACCAUUUUCAUCCUCAUCUUCUCGAUCGUCAUCAUCAUCAUUGACAAAAAUAUCGUCUAAGAGUCAGUUAAGUAAUUUCAAUCAGUCGACAUUGAAUAAUUAUGAUCACACCCUACACAGUGAUACAUUGGACGUCACUAAACGUCAGUCAAAUAAAAUGAAUCUACUGAAUGUCAGUGAUCAAUCAAUGAUAAAAUCGAAUUCAUACAAAUCUAUGUCAUUAACAAAUAAUAGACUGACAUCCUCUGAAAUUGUUCCAACAAAUGAAACUGAAAAUAAUUCAAGUACAAAUUCUCUGCACAAUAAUAAUAAUAAUAUUAAUAGUAUUUCACCAAGAUUAUUUCCGAGACAAGUUACAACAGCAAAUGUGAUAUUAACUAAACCAAGUAUUAUGUGUUCAUCUAGUGAUUCAACAAAAAUAUCUAAAGUUCAAAGACAGUUUCGAUCAAGCAAUAACAGUCGUGAAAAUAUAUUUGAUAGGGAUGUAGAUAACGAUCAAUUCUUUUUCGGUACAUCAACAAAUACUGUUCAAUCGAACUUGCUACAAAAUUAUCGUCAUCAUCAUUUUCCAAGUAAUUUAUCAAAUAAUUAUUCAAAGAACAAUACAUACACUUACAGUAAAAAUAUUUUAUCAUCAGUGUCGACAGAAGAACUGCUUAGUCAAUCAGAUACCACUUCAUAUAAUAUGAUUCAAAUGGAAGAAGAUAGUUCUAAUUAUUCAUUAGCCAAUAAUACAAAUAAUACUACUAAUGCCGCUGAUACUGAAGUAGCUCGCCUACGUUAUGAGUUAUUGUUAUCACGUCAAGAUGCUUUACGAGCAGCUGAUCGAUUAAGUAAACAAGAAACUGAAAUUUAUCAACUUCGUCAAUUAUUAGACCAACUUAUCAAUAAUAAUAAAAUCAAUACUACCACUAAUGGUAAUAAUAAUCAAUCCAUCCAUUUAAAAGUACCAAAAUUAAAUAUUCAUUCUGAUUAUUGUACAAAUUUACAGGGAAAUGAAUUGAAAUCCUAUGGUGAUAAACAGUUAUAUUCACGUAAGCAAUCAGUUCCGGUUACUACUAAUACUACUGGUGCUAAUUGCUUACAGAAUUCAACAAAUAUUAGUAACAAUAACAAUGAUGCCAAUGUUUUACAAACUGUAACUGCUACAUUUAAAGAAUUAGAUGAUGCUAUGGCAAGACUUGAAUUAGAACAAAGUGAACUGCUUCGUGAACAAGCUCGAAUUCGUGCAAGAAUCGUUGCUGCACGUCCAAAACAGCUAUCAUCAAGUUGCAAACAAUCUAAUUCCAAUUCUCUCUUAUCUCGUUCAACCAAAUCAGCUAUUCAUCCAAGACAAUUUGAUUCUUCUUUGUCAAAAAUGCCAAAUAAUUUGGUAAAUCAUGGAUUAUCUAGUCCUAGUGAUCAAAUGAAGUAUACAAAUUCUCCUCGUACGAUUACCAAUAACAAUAUUUAUAAUAUAAAUAAUAAUCAUAACAAAUUACAGCAUGAAAUUGUUGAAGGUAUUCCUAAGAUUUCUUUUUCAUCAACUCGAACAUCUUCACCACAUAUUUAA